This is a messenger RNA of Cervus elaphus (red deer), 3621 nucleotides long. It is a transcript of the gene SLC66A1, whose product is annotated as solute carrier family 66 member 1. NCBI's taxonomy places the organism in Eukaryota, Metazoa, Chordata, Mammalia, Artiodactyla, Cervidae. The record is from RefSeq and is a predicted model, not a curated record. The transcript has 9 exons. Bases 69 to 1106 code for a protein of 345 amino acids.
CCGGGAGGCUCCUCUCCUCAGACGGCACCCCAAGCCUGCAGGGAGCCUAGAUUGCUCCCUGUUACCCCAUGCCUAGGACAGGUUUCCAAAGUGCCUACAUGGGCAGUCUGCCUUCGGAGGUUGGAACUCUGAGGCCCAGUUACUUGCCCAGGAAUUCUACACUAGCAGUCGUCAGGCAGAGCCGUCUCCUGCCUCAGCACGCGGCUCCCUCCCCUUGUCCCUCCGCAGCCAUGGUCUGGGUGAAGCUGGGCUCCGCCAACUUCUCCAGCUGCCCCAACGGCUCCAGCCAGUGGAUAUGGGACGUGCUCGGCGAGUGCGCCCAGGACGGCUGGGACAAGGCCAGUGUGGGCCUGGGCUUGCUCUCCAUCCUCUGCUUCGCGGCAUCCACCUUCCCCCAGUACAUCAAGGCCUGCAAGACUGGCAACAUGGACCAGGCCCUGUCGCUGUGGUUCCUCCUGGGCUGGAUCGGCGGAGACUCCUGUAAUCUCAUUGGCUCCUUCCUCGCUGACCAGCUGCCCCUGCAGACCUACACGGCUGUGUACUACGUCCUGGCCGACGCGCUGAUGCUGUCGCUGUACCUUUAUUACAAGUUUAAGAAGCGCCCCUCUCCGUGGUCUGCCCCCAUCAACUCUCUGCUCUUGUUCAUCCUGGCCGUGGUGUGUACCACCCCGCUGCUGAGAAGCGCUGGCUCGGUGGCUGCCCCGAGGGAAGUCUUCCAGGGGCGGACACUCCUGUCCGUGGAGCCGGGCAAUAAGCCCUUCACGAGAAAGGAGAUCAUUGGCUUCGUCAUCGGCUCCAUGUCCAGCGCGCUGUACCUGUUCUCCCGGCUGCCUCAGAUCCGCACCAACUUCCUGCGGAAGUCGACCCAGGGGAUCUCGUACUCACUGUUCGCCUUGGUGAUGCUGGGGAAUACGCUGUAUGGACUGAGUGUGCUGCUCAAAAACCCCGAGGAGGGCCAGAGCGAGGGCAGCUACGUGCUACACCACCUGCCCUGGCUCGUGGGCAGCCUGGGUGUCCUGCUGCUCGACACCAUCAUCUCCGUGCAGUUCUUCAUGUACCGGCACGCCGCCCCCUCAUCCGAGCGCCAGCCGCUCCUUCCCGGCUGAGCAGGACCAGGCUGAGCCCAGGAGGUGCCCGGGGCCUCCUGACGCCCCCAGGAAGGGAGAGGCGUGCAGUGACGGCGCUGCCUGCCCCGGUCUGGGCCGGGGGAGCGCCGGGGAGCCUGGAACUGCCGGCCCAAACGCCCCUCCAGCACCCCCAAAGGCUCGUGAGCUGAAGCCCUGGCUGACUGCCUCUUCCUGGAGGACGGCCCUUGGGCCCCCCACCCCAACUUGGGACUUGUCCUCCGCGGGGCCGGAGGCCACUCUCCCUGGAGCCCGGGGAGGGGCUGCAGCAGACACUCGCCCCUCAGAGUACCUGAGCCCCAUGGCUCACCUACCUCACUGCCCGUCACCCCCUUGGCACCCCCCACCCCCCAAGGAGGGGCCCAGGCGCACCCAGGCCUGCCCUGUCCACCACACGUGGCCUAGUAAACGGUACUCCCAGGCGGCCUGUGGUGGUCUUCCUUCCCCAGAUGCCAGGUUCUGGGGAAUGGGGAGGGAUGGGAGUCAGGCCCCAGGUGGGCGUGAGGGCUCAGAGUGUGGGAGAUCCAGGCCGGAGGCGGCUGUGUCUGCUGGCCUGUCCCUGCCCAGCCUCCCGGGCCUCUGGGUUCUUCAACCUAUUUCUUUGUGACGGCUCCAUACCUGGUGGUAAGGACACAGUGGCGAGAAAAGACCCUCCAACAGGGUCCCUGCUCUGCGGCGCUCAGCAAGAAGCAGGACAGUUAAGGUUCAGACCUUGGUUCUGCAUCUCAGCUUCCCUGUGCCACACUUACCUCAUCCGUGCAAUGGGACGAUAGUACCACCACUUCACACGUCCUGCUAAGGAGUAAAUAAAAUGGUGUGGUUACGGAGGUUACCCCAAGUCUGGCGGCAGUAGAAGCUCCAUGAAGGUUAGCUUUGGUCAUUUUUUGAUGGCGGAGGAGGACAGUCAGAUUCCCCUGGAAAUCGGGGAGACCUUCCUGGAGGAGCUGACGCGGCAGAAGGAUGAGCGGGAGAUAACCUGGGGGAAGUAAGGGUGUUGCAGGCGGGAAGGGUGGAGAGGAGGGCAGGGCUCAGCCCCGGGCUCUAGCUCCCCUGCCCCACCUUGGUGUGUCUCCCAGACCCCGUCCCGAGUCCACCUCCUCUUGGCUGCAGCCCCGUGGGGGCCAGUGACAAAGCUCCCCGCUGUGCUGGCCCCACACACCGUGCCCUGCCCGCCCAGGUCCCAGGAGCCAGCGGGGUGGGAGGCGCCAGGUGAGGCCGAAGGCUGGUGGGGAGGAGGCGGGCCUCAGCGUGAGCCUGUCUCAGCAUCUUCCUCCUCCAGCCUCAGGGGAUGCCCGGCCCAGUCUGGUGCCACAAAAAUUUGCCAAAGGCAGCUCUCCUCUCCACCCUGGCCCAUGCUGUGCUGGGCAUCUGGGGUGAACCCAUCUGGUCCUCACCCUCAAGGAGGGGAGAUGGUUGCCGGGCUGUGGAGGGAAGGACUGGCCAGAAGGUACAAAGUGCUGGAGGAGUGGGGAGGCAAUCAGGGAAGGCUUCCUGGGGGAGUGGCCCUGGAGCGGGUGGGGCCCCUGUGAGGAUGGUGGUGGGGCUGGGCCGGAUGCCCAGGCUCCGGGCAGGCAGCUGGAUUUGGUGGGGGGAAGAGGAGGAGGGAACUGGGGUCUGGGGAGCCCCCUCUGAGGUUCAGCUGGGCGCUGGGGCGAGGGCCGGGCCUGCGGGGCCCCCGGUGUCACCUGGCCUGCAGCUGAUGUUUGCUGAGCACACGCUGUUUGGGGCCAGGCCGUGCCCUCUUGCACCCCACAGCCCCAUCUGAGGGAGGUGCGGUCAUCGUGGCCAUUUUCCAGAUGGGAAAACGGGCUCUGAAGAGCUAAGCAGCGUGCCGGGGCCUGGGGCCAGAAGCAGUUCCAUGGGUAUGAGGCCCCUCAUUGCAGACGCCAGCCUGCCCCCGGCUCCCCCCUCGCCACAGCCGUCAGAGGCCCCGCCCCUGGCUGGGGGCCCAGCCCCACCCUUGCCCGUGGGGCCCACCCAGGCCCGGGCCCCCUGCCCACCGUCCUGAGCAGCACCUCCCACGCCCACGUGCCAGCCGCUUCAGUGCCCUUUGCAGCCAGGGUCCGGCUCCACCCAGGGCUGUGGCCGGGCCGGUGGCCCCGCAGCCAGAGGACCUGGGGGCUCAGCGUGAAGCCAGGUGCCGGCGGGCAGAGCUGGGCGGGGAAGGGACACAAACUAGCACAGCCCCUGCCCUGGGGGUGGGGCUGACAUAAUCCCUUCCUUCUGGGGAACACCCCGUCUGGUGGGGUGACGGCUCUUGCUUGCAGGCACCACCCAGUCUAACGAGAGCUCUGGUUCUUUCUUCCUCAGCCAGUCCGAUGGUGGAGACAUGGGCAUGCCCUGUCUGACAGAGGCCAUCGGGGCAGUGGACGCACAAGGCAGGUUUGCCAGGUGAAGGCUCAUCAGCGUGUCCACCCACACGGGAACAGGGUUCCUCGCAAAGUGGGCGGACCAGUCUGACCAUCAGUCGGUUCCACUGCCCAGACUGGGCCGUGCU